CGCAAAAGCACGUAUCACUCAUUUCGCGUUCCGGUUCAUCCUGCUAUGAUCUUGGUACCGAGAACUCGUUAAAAAAACACGAAUACGGUUCUGGUAGUUUACAAAUGUUAUUCACAAUAAUUCAAUUAAAUGGUGGGGAUUGAACGGAAUCGCAAUUGAAAAUAUCGUGUUGUGGAAGUAAACUAUGGAGUUGAGUGAUUUUUAGUAGAUACAGUGCCAAAUUUAAUAAAAAAAAACGUUAUUUAGUGAUGAAUACAGUGAAAUUACUUUGUGCGUGUGUUGAAAUUAUAUGUGCAUAAGAAUUAAACAAUGUAUCGAUAUGUUUAUAACAAAUUCCAAGGAAACAAAAGGAGAGUUAGUGGGAGUGUAAAAAGUGUGAAUGUUUAGAUGCUAAAUAUCAAUGAUAUAAAAUGUGGAUUUUUAAUUGGCUGCUACUCCUUUUCGGUAUACCGUUCAUCCUAACGAACAAAAGAUGCGAAAGAAGCAGUGGUUGUACUUGUUACAACGGUAACGAUUUGGAGUACCAGUGCCCAUCAGAAAACGACCUCAAUGUUUUGCUGCGGUACUCCACCAACCCAGCAAGGGUUGUUGUCGAUGGCCACAAAGCCCUUCCGUUUCUGGAAGAAGAAAACCUACCCAAAGUGAGCUUAGGGAAAGUUGAAAGUGUUAAAAUAAGUUACUGCGGACUUCCCCGAAAAAGUUACAAAACGCUUUUCGACAGAGUGAACAUUACAGAAACAAAGACUUUGAUUAUAGACAAUAUAGUACCAAAUGGCGAACAUGCGGUUUUAAGUAGCGCUCUUUUUGAAGACCUCGAAUAUUUGGAAUAUUUGCGAAUUUCCAACAAUGAGAAUAUUAUCGUAGAAGACAAUUUUUUAACCAAAGUACCUAAACUACUUGAACUCAACUUGUACAAUAGCAAUAUGGCUGUAAACGUAUCGGCAUUGCCUAAUCUAAGAAUGUUGGACAUGAGCAAAACCAAAAUGCAAGAUAUCCCGUCAGGAAAUUUCGUUAAUUUAAAACAACUGAAGCAGCUAUAUUUAUUUAGCAACAAUAUUAAAACUUUAAACCAAAACUCUUUUAAAGGCGCUGAUAACGUCGAAAUGAUUGAAUUGCUGAAUAAUAAGAUUACGCAAAUUGAAGAUGGGACUUUUAAACAUAUGCAUCAUCUUUACAAUAUAAGUUUGAUUAACAAUAACAUUACAUCGAUUUCUGAAAAUACAUUCCAAAGUCACAAAAGUUUGUACUCUAUUAGAUUGGCCUAUAAUAAAUACCUGAGAUUACUUGAUAGAGCCUUUUUCAGUAUGAACAACCUGACGUUAUUAAGACUGGAUUACUGUAAUUUAAAGGAUCUUCCAGAUAACACAUUUGAGGGAUCGACCAAUUUAAAAGAAAUACAACUGCAAAGUAACCAACUUGAAACUAUACCACUAAGGUGUUUUAGUGGUUUAGAAAAAUUAAAAAAAUUAAAUCUUGGUUUCAACAAGCUUAAAGACCUACCAAAUGGAAUUUUCGAAUCGUUAAACUCCCUGGAAGAAUUAAAUUUAGAAAACAAUGCUUUAACUAAGAUUAGUCUAGAUUUGUUUAAAAAUCAAAACAGGCUGUAUUCUCUUAAUUUAAGGAAUAAUUUACUUUCUUCCAUCGACAAAUUUGCCUUUACGACUUUAACCAAUGUAAAAGAAUUGGAUUUAUCCUAUAAUAAAUUACUGUUAGAAAUUGAUCCUCAGUUUUAUAUAGGAGUGUUUUCUAAUUUUAAGGAUUUAGUUUCAUUGAAUUUAAGCCACAAUCUCAUGGAAUCUAUGGACAACAUUCCUCCGUCAGUACAUCUUAAAACAAUUGAUAUGUCAUACAACAACAUUAAGGAAUUAUCACUCCAAAACCUUCAGAACCAAGUGUUUUCCAACAAAGUCAACUUCGAUUUUUCCAACAACAACAUUACAACAAUCGAUUCAAAGUUGGUCGAUAUAGCUAUUACCGAAAAUCCCGAUUGGAGGAUCGACAUAAAUCUAUCGAACAACCCGAUUGAUUGUAGUUGCGAAAACUACGAGUUUCUCAAGAGCUUUCCCGAAAUCCAAUACGCUGGAAAUAAUUUCAACUUUAUCGACUACGAUAAGUUGAAGUGCAACGAUAUUGAUUUUAAGUUUAUUGAUAUACCAUUCUCCAAAAAAUUUAUAGUUUGUCCAAUGGAAUCUGUUGGGAAGACUGUUUACAAUUGUUCCGAAGAAUGCGAAUGCUUUUUUAAGCCUUAUAACUCAAGUUUUAUUAUGAAUUGUUUUAAUAAAAGCUUGACGGAAGUUCCUAAAUUUAAAGCUCCUGAAAAAGUGAGAGUUUUAAACACAAACUAUAAGAUUGAAAACGUCAUUGUGAAAUUGGAACACAACAAUUUGGAAGAAAGUCCCCCAAAAAAUUACGGUUAUGAAAACAUUACAGAGAUUUAUUUGGAUAACAAUUCUAUCCGGAAUAUAUCAUGGAUUCCCUCUAAACUAAAGGUAUUACAUCUAGAUAACAAUUAUUUAAAUUCAUUGAGUAGCAAUUUUAUAGAACUACUUAACACAUCCAUAAUUGAAAGUUUAACGCUUGAUGAAAACCCUUGGACAUGCGAUUGUACGACUGUUCAAUUGCAAAAUUACUUAUUGGCCAACCCCAAAAAGAUCGAGACAAAUAACAUACGUUGCAAAAAUUCUGGAUUUCAAAUAAUACAACAUCGCAGCUUAUGCAAAUCACAAACGGUUACAGUUUUGGCUACAAGUAUUACUUUAGUGGUGUUGUUACUUAUAGCCGCUUGUUUAGCAGCCAGCUAUUACAAAUGGCAAGAACCAAUCAAAGUGUGGCUUUACAGCAAAAAUCUCUUCUUGUGGUUCGUUACUGAAGAAGAACUCGACAAGGGCAAAAUAUACGAUGUAUUUCUAAGUUUCUCUUCUAAGGAUGAUGAUUUUGUUUUAAAAAGCCUACUCCCAGCUCUGGAAUCAGAGCCAAAUCCUUUCAAAGUGUGCGUUCAUUACAGAGAUUGGAUCCCAGGUGAGCACAUCACCACGCAAAUCAUCAACUCCGUCACCGAUUCAAGAAGAACGCUAGUAGUGCUAUCAAGCAAUUUCCUGGAAAGUAACUGGGCGAAAAAUGAGUUCCGCAUGGCUCAUACUCAAGCCCUUAACGAUGGAAGGGCAAGAGUAAUCGUUGUUAUUCUUGGGGACAUCGAGAUUGCCAAGUUGGAUGACGAAUUGAAAGCCUACCUCAGAACUAACACAUACGUUAAAUGGGGUGACCCGUGGUUUUGGCAGAAACUUUCUUACGCUCUUCCGCAUCACAAAGCUCAAAAAAAUAAGUUUAGUCAAAAGCAUGCAAAUAUUAUGCUAAAAAUCGAUCAGAAGUUUGACAUGGUGAAGACUAUGCCUCAGUCCACACCACCUAUUUUAACACUUGAUACAAACAUAUUACCAAGUUAUCCGCUAAGUUUUGUUUCUGAUAAAAUUAAAGACUCUUGUCCGGUAGAAACUAAUGAGAAUUGUUUGAUUAUAAAAAGGUAAUUGUGAUAUUUUAUUCUUAGUUUACGAAUGACUAUCAAUUAAAGACAAUAUUGCUAUUGCUUUUGCAAUUAAAAUAAAUUGACAAUGAUAUUAUAAAUUGGCAUCUAUAAGAAUAUAUUUGUAAAUAGUUUUAUAUUUUUAUUAAGAAAUGUUUUUUUAAUUUUUACAUAUAGGUUUAUUGUUGUAAAUACAAAAUAUUUUUGUGCAAAUUUUAUAGUUUAAUUGAACCUCAGUGUAAAUAAGAUUUAUCGUAUAAAUGUAAAGUAU
This is a messenger RNA of Brassicogethes aeneus, 3791 nucleotides long. The record is from the annotation of a GenBank genome assembly. Lineage: Eukaryota; Metazoa; Arthropoda; Insecta; Coleoptera; Nitidulidae.